AUGGAACAAAAUAAAAUUGAAAAUGAUAAUGAAAAUGAAAAAAUUGAUUUAACAAAUAUUAAUUUUACAUUAAUUAAUUCUUCAUUUAUUGAUACAGAAUAUACAUUAAUAGCAUCAUCAUUAGAAACAAUUCUUAUACAUGAUGGUCGUACAUUUAAAUUAUUUGAUAAAAAUCUUCGUCCAUUAGUUGCAUUAGAUUUAACAAAUUCAAUGCGUGAACGUUCUAAAGUUGUUGAUUUAUGUUAUAUAUCAUAUUUAUCAUCAUAUUUAAUAUUAUAUGAACAAGGUUUAUGGAUAUUUCAACCAGGUUCAAAUGCAAAUUUAAUAACAUCAAUACAACGUCGUGGUUAUUUAUCAUUAACAACAAAUACAAAAGAUUUAUUUAUGCUUGAUAUUGAUGGUACUAUUGAACAACGAUCAAUUAUAUCAUGGACAUUUCUUCGACGUUAUUCAAAACAACAUUUAUUAAAUGAUUAUAUUAAUGAUCAAUUAUUAUCAAUACGUUUUCAUUCAAUUGAAUAUACAAUAUUAAUUGCAAUUAUACGUACAACAAAUAAUCGUCGAUGUUUAAUGAUAUAUAAACAUUAUGGUUCAAAUACAUUUAAAUUAUUAGAUAGAAUAUUAUUUCCUAAUAUAAAUAUUUAUACAAUAUCAUCAUUACAUAUAUCACAUGUAUGGUUAAUAACAACAUGUGAAAAACAAUCAUUUUUUUUUAUUGAUAAUAAACGUGAAUAUAAUCAACGUGAACAACAACAAAUAUGGUUUCAAAUUGAUUGUGAUUAUAGAAUUAAAAAUGCUAUUGAAUUUGGUAUAAAUGAAAGAAAAAUUAUUAUAAGAACAAUACGACCAAGUCAAAUAAGACUUUAUCAUUUUUGA
Molecule: messenger RNA, 876 nt
Organism: Rotaria sp. Silwood1
Lineage: Eukaryota; Metazoa; Rotifera; Eurotatoria; Philodinida; Philodinidae
Source: the annotation of a GenBank genome assembly